This is a messenger RNA of Oncorhynchus kisutch (coho salmon), 744 nucleotides long. RefSeq names its product tumor necrosis factor ligand superfamily member 14-like. Gene Ontology annotation, molecular function: tumor necrosis factor receptor binding. NCBI's taxonomy places the organism in Eukaryota, Metazoa, Chordata, Actinopteri, Salmoniformes, Salmonidae. The record is from RefSeq and is a predicted model, not a curated record. The coding region runs from base 1 to 744 and encodes 247 amino acids. The transcript is spliced from 5 exons. Gene Ontology annotation, cellular component: membrane. Gene Ontology annotation, biological process: immune response.
AUGGAUUUUAGUCAAGCCUACGAGAGGGAACUCCCACCUGAGAUCCAACGGAAACCCUCUGCACACUUGAUAGGCUCCUCCCUGUUAGUGGGUGAGGAUAGUGUCGUUAAGUGGGAAUCAGACAAGGGCCUGUCUGCCUUCACAUAUCAGAUGGACUACAAAGAUGGCCACCUGGUAGCACAGAGGAAUGGGCACUACUAUGUCUACUCCAAAGUGCACUUUGUUGAAGACUGCUUUCUGUUCAAACACAAGGUGAUGAGGUUCACCGAGGGUUACAAAGACAAACCACUUGUGAUGAUGAAAGCUAACAGGUUCCAUUGUCCUUCCCAGGAUUCCAGACCGAAAAAGAUUUCUCAUCAGAAUCUUCUGAACAGCUACCUGGGCGGAGUCUUUCAUCUGUUGCCUGGAGACAUCAUCUACGUAAACGUGGACAACGGAACGCUGCUGAGACUUGGAGCUGAAGAUAAUUUCAUGGGGGCAUUCAUGAUUAGGAGACGUGGAUUGGAAGCCCAUGCCUCCGUGGACACGCCCACAGUGGAUUGGAAGCCCAUGCCUCCGUGGACACGCCCACAGUGGAUUGGAAGCCCAUGCCACCGUGGACACGCCCACAGUGGAUUGGAAGCCCAUGCCUCCGUGGACACGCCCACAGUGGAUUGGAAGCCCAUGCCUCCGUGGACACGCCCACAAACAGAACACAACCCUGAAGACUCUGAGGAGGUUACUGUGGUUGCCAAGCAACGGUAA